UUAGGUUACCGUCCUAUUCCAACAGACCCUUACCUGGGAGGGAAUUCACCCUUGCCACCCCCUGUAAGUGACAGGAUGAGAAAGAGACGGGCUUUUGCUGAUAAAGAGUUGGAGAACAUUAUGCUAGAGAGAGAGUAUAAAGAGAGAGAGAUGAUGGAAGCUACACAAGCAGCUGCCCUUUUCCUCCCUAACCGCAUGGUGCAUGGAGCUGAAUACAACCCGUAUAAAACAGCCUUCAACACUACUCAAGUUGAUACUCCGAACAAGGAGUUUUGCAAUUUUUUACCAACCUGCCUUGAUCUAACCAUGCAGUAUUCAGGAUCCAGCAACAUGGAACUAAUUUCUUCAAAUGUCAGUGUAGCUACUACCUACAGGCAAUAUCCCCUGUCCUCUAGGUUCUUAGUGUGGCCAAAAUGUGGCCCCAUUAGCGAUGCUCUCCUCUACCAGCAAUGCCUGUUAAAUGCUACUACUGUCCAAGCUCUCAAACCUGGGGCAGGUUGGGAUGCCAAGGUCUCACAAAGUCAGGACUGUCCGAACACUGAGCAUGACAUCAUGUCUCCAAAACUGGAAAAUUCACUCGUUCUGUCCCAUACACAAGAUAUUCAGCAGCCAGGUAAUGAGAUACCGUGUCUUCCUCAGGAAGCUCGUGAGAGGUCAGCUUUCUCUCCUCCAAAAAGGACUUUCUCUCAGAUUUCUGAGAAGGAUUCUCUGGCUCCUCAGGAACAGAUACUAAGCAAGAUCAGCAAAGACAGUACCAAGCCCUCUCCACCGCCCAAAUACAAUCCAUUUCAGUCACUGUUCCAGCAAACAUUUCCUGACAGAUCAGGAGCAGAGUUGAGAACAUCAUUUGUCAAAGAGACUUUUGAAGAUGCUUCUAAGAAAUACAGAGAUUGUGCCAUUAAAGAGAACCAAAAGUACAAGUUCACAAUAGAAAAAUCAGCAAAAGACUUCUUUGGGGCCAAACAGGCCACAACAAAACUUUCAACAGCUGAGCCACUGUCAUUUUCAGUUGAAUCCAUCCUUAAACGACCUUCUUCUGCAGUUGCUAAUGUCUCUCAAUGA
Messenger RNA from Charadrius vociferus (killdeer), 1062 nucleotides. It is a transcript of the gene DMRT2, whose product is annotated as doublesex and mab-3 related transcription factor 2. The annotation marks the transcript as partial. NCBI's taxonomy places the organism in Eukaryota, Metazoa, Chordata, Aves, Charadriiformes, Charadriidae. The record is from RefSeq and is a predicted model, not a curated record. The transcript has a single exon. Gene Ontology annotation, cellular component: nucleus. Gene Ontology annotation, biological process: regulation of transcription by RNA polymerase II; sex differentiation. Gene Ontology annotation, molecular function: DNA-binding transcription factor activity, RNA polymerase II-specific; RNA polymerase II cis-regulatory region sequence-specific DNA binding.